AAACCUUGGGAUGAAUAGCAGCGUCGCAAAACUCCCCUGCUUCCCACCCCGUCCAAUUCAGAUUUCACAAGCCACAUUUGACCGAAUCUCUCCCUGUGUAGAACAAGAACAAGCCUUCACGAUGGAAGAUCCAAAUGCUCACAAGGGUUUUUGGGAGAGCGAUGCCAGCAGAGCUGUCCAGCAAUGUCUAACCAACAUUUUCACCAGCGUCUAUACAACCUGUGACAUUCCAGAAAAUGCCAUCUUUGGACCCUGCGUGCUGAGCCACACAUCCCUCUACGACAGCAUCGCUUUCAUUGCUCUGAAAUCAACCGACAAAAGAACCGUGCCCUACAUCUUUCGGGUGGAUACUUCAGCAGCGAACAGCUCCUCCGAGGGCUUAAUGUGGCUCAGACUAGUCCAGUCGGCCAGGGAUAAAGAAGAACAAAAUCUGGAGGCAUAUGUGAAAAACGGCCAGUUGUUUUAUCGAUCUCUGAGGCGGAUUGACAAAGAUGAAGAAUUGCUUGUGUGGUAUGGGAAAGAACUGUUGGAGCUGCUGCUUCUCAGCAACGUCCGGGCACAGGCCAAAAUAAAUGGAUCUUCGCCUUACACAUGCCUGCACUGCAGCCAGCGAUUUCAGUGCGAAUACCCCUUCCUAGCACAUUUGCGAUUCCGCUGUCAGAAGAAGCUGGGCUGCAUUGCCACGGACGAGAACAUCAAGAUCAGCGGAGACCGUGAGCAUCAAACUGUUGACGGAUCAAGUGUUAAGUUCAGCCGAUCCGAGCGACUAUCGGCCUUUGCCAAUGUCGAAAAUACUAAAACCAUCACGGAUUUUCACAAUCUCGCCAGAGAUAUGGAAAAUCCGAGAGAGAAUGCGAGGAACCGUCGAGAAACUGAAAGCAUAAAUGAAAAUAAAAGAAAGUACGACGAGGCGGAAGAAAAGACUCACAAUGUACUCCACACUGCAAAACUGUCCGAGAGAACACUGUCUAUCCCAAGAGAAAAUCUUUCCUGUCCUUCCCAGCAGUUCAGAGGAGGUUACUUCAACCUGAGAGAAAAUGGAAGGCUAAUGGCACCAUCCAGCCCUGAGGCUGCAGGCCAGCGGAGCGGCUUCCUUGAAGUGAAACCAACUUCCCUGAAUCUUAAACAGAUCCCGAAAGACAGUGUUGCCGACAUAGACAACAAGAAUGGUGCAGGCCCCAUCAGCAGCUCUCCCGAGAAGCCGCUGGACAUCAAGUCUGUUCUGACUGAAACACAAGUCCCUUCCUGCCUGGACAACAUUGCCAUGGGCAGUGCGUUUCGGAGCGUCUCCCAGCUUUGUGGCAGCGAGGAAAGGAAGAGUGCAUUUUCUCAACCAGCCAGGUCGUUUACCCAGCUCUCUCCACUCUUGGUGUCCCAGAAAGUGAUUCCUGGCUUGGAGUGUCAUCCUGCGGUCGGUGACUCUGCGAGGCUUUAUCCAGCCAAUGCUUUAACUGCAAAGCUCCAGAGCGCAGAGGUGAACGGCAAUUGUACCAUGCAAGGGGGCCUGGCUAAACAAAGCCCUUUCGUCUAUGCCACCGCCUUCUGGCCGAAGACUUCGGGGCCCAUUCAGCUGCAAGUCCCAUCCGCACUGACCCUCCUUCCUCCUUCAUUCACAUCCUUUUGUUUACCCGCGCAGAACUGGUGUGCCAAAUGCAACGCUUCUUUUAGAAUGACAUCCGAUUUAGUGUACCACAUGAGAUCGCACCACAAAAAGGAGUACGCCAUGGAGCCGCUGGUGAAAAGACGAAGGGAGGAAAAGCUUAAAUGUCCCAUUUGCAAUGAAUCCUUUAGGGAACGUCACCACCUCUCCCGGCACAUGACCUCUCAUAACUGAACUGUAAGUGUAUGGCAGCUUAUCAUGUCAACUCGAGACAACUCAAAAACAAACUAAGGGAAGAGGAGAUUGUGAUGCACACAUUAUCACUUUACAUUGAACAUUUUGUACUUCCCACAAAACAGUAUACAAAUGCGUUUUGUCAUAACUUUAUUUCAAUUUAAAUGCGUUUCGCGCUUACGGAAGUUUGGAAGAGCAAUAUAUGGUAUUAUCAUAUUUAAGGACAGAAUUUUAUUUUGGAUAUAAGAAAAGUGAGAGAAUGGAUUUCAGUUUAUUGACCUCAUUGAUACAUUCCAAUGUCAUUAAAAUAAUGAAGGCUGUACCAGCGCGAGCUGCAAACGCGGAAGGCUGGAAAAAGUGCAUGUCAGAACGGUAGAUACAACACCAAAUACAGGCGGGAAAGUACCGAAUCUACAUUUCUCUUUUGUAAAUAUUUUCGUUUUAAAAAUCAAAUGUACUAUUUUGUGCCAGUGAUAAGAAGUCUCAAUAGUUAUUGUGUUUCUCACUCUUGGCGAAAUUUACGAAUCUUGAUAGUUUAUCUGGUCAUU
Messenger RNA from Rhincodon typus (whale shark), 2382 nucleotides. RefSeq names its product PR domain containing 8b (gene prdm8b). NCBI's taxonomy places the organism in Eukaryota, Metazoa, Chordata, Chondrichthyes, Orectolobiformes, Rhincodontidae. Gene Ontology annotation, biological process: regulation of DNA-templated transcription. Gene Ontology annotation, molecular function: protein binding. The record is from RefSeq and is a predicted model, not a curated record. Gene Ontology annotation, cellular component: nucleus.